Pelmatolapia mariae (spotted tilapia) is the source of this 814-nucleotide messenger RNA. Its product is annotated as zgc:174895. Gene Ontology annotation, molecular function: adenine phosphoribosyltransferase activity. The transcript is spliced from 7 exons. Bases 138 to 803 code for a protein of 221 amino acids. The record is from RefSeq and is a predicted model, not a curated record. NCBI's taxonomy places the organism in Eukaryota, Metazoa, Chordata, Actinopteri, Cichliformes, Cichlidae.
UCGCUGCAGGAGGGGUUUGGGAAAAAUAAAGAGCCUAAUAGUCCCGCUGUUCACUGUGCGUUCAUGUGGAGUCAAGUAACAAGGCAGAGUGAAACAGAAAAGGUUUCCCGAUAGACUGGCAACGCAUAACUACAGUCAUGCCCACAGUGCAGUCAAGAGCUGUUCUCCAAAUGGACGUGUUUGCAGUUCCAGGCGACAGGCAUAAAGGAUGGUACCUUUAUUUAAUGGCUCCAAACACAAAAGGACCAGAGUUCGCCUGGCUGGACCCGUCCAGACUUUACUGCAACUCCCAGGCUCUUGCAGACUGUGCCAAAGACCUUCUCAGUCCUUUCCAAAGUGACAACAUUGACUUGGUUGUUGGCAUAGAUGCAAUGGGAUUCAUUCUUGGUAAGAAAGCAAAGAACUUCACGCUUAGAGGGGCUUCUGUUGCCACCGCUCUUGGAAAAGGUUUCCUGGCUGUUCGCAAGGCAGGUCACCUAUGUGUCGCCACCCACGGCCAAAACUACACCGACUACACAGGCAGGGAAAAGACUAUGGAAGUAAGACUGGAUGUGCUAAGACCAGGUUUGAGGGUGUUGUUAGUGGACCAGUGGAUAGAGACUGGAGGCACAAUGAAGGCUGCCAUUCAGCUGGUAGAGAAACUGGGAGCCUCAGUUGUAGGCGUCGCCGCUGUGGCCAUCGAGAACACCGAAGGAGGAAGGUGGAUUAAGGAAAACUACAAAUUCUCUCACUGCAUACCCGAAGAGCUGCAGAGCCAAAUUGAUGGAAAAUACCUCGACUCCUUCAAAAGCUUCAACAACUGAACAAGUUAACG